Cokeromyces recurvatus is the source of this 577-nucleotide messenger RNA. Its product is annotated as ribosomal protein S27a-domain-containing protein. The record is from RefSeq and is a predicted model, not a curated record. The coding region runs from base 110 to 577 and encodes 155 amino acids. The transcript has 2 exons. Gene Ontology annotation, biological process: modification-dependent protein catabolic process; protein ubiquitination; translation. Gene Ontology annotation, cellular component: cytoplasm; ribosome; nucleus. Gene Ontology annotation, molecular function: ubiquitin protein ligase binding; protein tag activity; structural constituent of ribosome. Lineage: Eukaryota; Fungi; Mucoromycota; Mucoromycetes; Mucorales; Mucoraceae.
UCUUUCCCAAAUUUUUAAAUUAACAGAUAGUGAGGAAGAUUCUUUUUUCUGCACUACAUACUAGUCUUUUUUUUAAUUGGAAAAAAUAAUCGAGUUAUCUGAUCAAACAAUGCAAGUCUUUGUCAAGUCUCUUCAAGGUAAUACACUUACCUUUGAUGUCACUGCCAACUCAUCUGUUGCCAAUCUCAAGUCCAUGAUUCAAGAACGUGAAGGUUUACCUGUUGAUGCUCAACUUUUGUCUUUUGCUGGUAAGCCUCUUGUUGAUGGUGAACUUUCUGCUUAUGGCAUUGGCAACAACAACACCUUGAAUUUGAAUGCUGAAUUAUUGGGUGGUGGUAAGAAGAGAAAGAAGAAGACUUAUACCACUCCCAAGAAGAUCAAGCAUAAGCGUACUAAGGUCAAGUUGGCUAUUCUCAAGUACUAUAAGGUUGAUGAGUCUGGUAAGAUCACUCGUCUUCGCCGUGAAUGUCCUAACGCUACUUGUGGUGCUGGUGUCUUCAUGGCCAAGCACAAGGAUCGUCAAUACUGUGGCAAGUGUCAUUUGACUUAUGUCUUCCAAAAGGGCGAUAGCGCUUAA